AUGCGCGUGAUGGAGGCGGUGCACAGGCACCUCAGGCCAGAGUUCAUCAACACGAACCCCCCCUCUCAGCUGCCGGUUGACGAGUUCAUCGUGUUUGAGCCGCUGACCCACCCCGAAAUCAGGGACAUCGUGGGCCUGAAGACCGCCGCCCUCGCGGGCCGCCUGGCCGCGCAGCGCAUCUCCCUCGUGCUGGGGGACAGCGCCCUGGACUACCUGGCUGACAAGGUGGGGGCGUCGGAGCAAGUUUAUGAGUCCGACAUUAUGGGGGCAAGGGGGGUCGGGGGUGUGUCGCUGGUGCUGGGGGACAGCGCCCUGGACUCCCUCGCAGACAAGGGAUUCGACCCCGUGUAUGGCGCGCGCCCCGUGAAGCGCGCGCUGCAGCGGGAGCUGCAGACGCGGCUCGCGCAGGCGCUGCUGCGGGGCGAAUUCUCAGAGGGGGACACUGUUCGGGUCGAGGCGGGGGCGACCGCAGAGGAGGGGCUCCGGCUGAUUCGGGAGGGCCCCGCCGCCGCAGCGGCAGCAGCGGCCGUGGCGGCCGCCGCAGCGAAGAGCGGGGGCGCUGGGGCAGAGGCCGAGCAGCAGCAGCAGCAGCAGCAGCAGCAGCAGGGUGAGGAGGGCGCGGCGGCGGGGCCGGCGGCGGCGACGGCGAAGCCGGGGCGGCGGCGGGUGGUGGUCAGCAGCCGCGGCAAGAAGGUGCCCGCGGCGGCCAAGGAGGAGGCGUGA
Messenger RNA from Monoraphidium neglectum, 723 nucleotides. RefSeq names its product Chaperone protein clpB 2. Gene Ontology annotation, molecular function: ATP hydrolysis activity. The coding region runs from base 1 to 723 and encodes 240 amino acids. Gene Ontology annotation, cellular component: cytoplasm. The record is from RefSeq and is a predicted model, not a curated record. NCBI's taxonomy places the organism in Eukaryota, Viridiplantae, Chlorophyta, Chlorophyceae, Sphaeropleales, Selenastraceae. Gene Ontology annotation, biological process: cellular response to heat. The transcript has 4 exons.